Messenger RNA from Ornithodoros turicata, 2118 nucleotides. RefSeq names its product translation initiation factor eIF2B subunit epsilon-like (gene eIF2Bepsilon). Gene Ontology annotation, biological process: biosynthetic process. The transcript has 15 exons. Gene Ontology annotation, molecular function: translation initiation factor binding; guanyl-nucleotide exchange factor activity; translation initiation factor activity. Gene Ontology annotation, cellular component: eukaryotic translation initiation factor 2B complex. Bases 26 to 2047 code for a protein of 673 amino acids. Lineage: Eukaryota; Metazoa; Arthropoda; Arachnida; Ixodida; Argasidae. The record is from RefSeq and is a predicted model, not a curated record.
AAUCGUCAUCGACACUAAACGCAAAAUGGCGAUCUUGCAAGCGCAGAAAAGUGACAAAGAUUUGAAACAAGAAGAUGUACUGCAAGCAGUUAUUACGGCAGAUAAUUUUAAUGAUAAAUUUGCUCCUUUAACUGAGGAACAGCCGUGGGUACUGCUUCCAGUCGUCAACAGGCCCCUAAUAGACUACACGUUGGAAUAUUUGAAUGAUGCUGGUAUUCAGGAGGUGUUCAUAUUCUGUUGCUCACACACGGAGAAGAUUCGUGAAUACAUUAAGAACUCAAAAUGGUCACGCACACACAGUACCAUGACAGCAACCGUGAUAUCAUCAGAGACGUACUUAUCCAUUGGAGAUAUGAUCAGAGACCUUGACUGCAAGGGCUUGAUAAGGUCAGAUUUCGUGCUGCUUGACGGUGGUGUCGUGUCAACCAUUCCUCUGCGACCCAUAUUUGAAGAACACAGAAAAACAGUGGCAAAGGACAAAGGUGCACUGAUGACACUGAUCUACCGCAAGGCAGCUCCCGACCAUAAGACACGUUGCAAGGACGACGAGUGCACUGUUGCCAUUUGCCCAGAAAGCAGGAAGGUGCUUCAUCAUCAGCGAAUGUCAAGAGCGAAGAAAUGCGAUUUUCCUCUUGAGAUAUUUCAGCAGAAUGCCAAGGUGACAGUCCACCACGAUCUGCUGAACACACACAUCGCAAUAUGCUCUCCUCACGUACCUCCCGUAUUUUCUGACAAUUUCGACUACCAGACACGUGAAGAUUUUGUCAAAGGCAUAUUGGAGCAUGAAGAGAUUAUGGGAAACUCUAUUUAUGUCCACGUGUCCGACAGCAACUAUGCAGCUUCAAUAUCAAAUGUGAUCAUGUAUGACUCUGUUAGCAAGGACAUGAUACAAAGAUGGACCUAUCCAUUGGUUCCGGAUCAAGUUAUCGGGGAUGAGGAGUUGUACGUGUACAAUCGCCAUAACGUGUACCGACCAGCUUCAGGACUCCAACUUUCACGGAGCUGUACUCUUAAGCAGAAUGUUGUGAUAGGAUAUGGUACGAAGAUAGGCGAUGGAACCGUAGUGAAGAAUUCAGUAAUUGGUAGGAACUGUAGCAUAGGGUCAAACGUCAAGCUAAGUGACGUGUACAUGUGGGACAAUGUCACAGUGAGUGACGACUGUGACCUGAGCAUGUGCCUCCUGUCCAACGGCGUGGUCGUAAAACAGGGUGUUACGGUACAGCGAGGUUGUAUUUUAGGAAUUGGUGUUAUAGUGGGUCCGAGCGUGACCUUGAAAGAAAGAACACUUCUUCAGUCCUCACCAAUGCAGAAUGAUUUUGAAGAAGCAGGAGACGCCGCAGAAGAGUGUGACAAAGCGCUGUUCGGAGAUGAGUCGAUUGCAUACAAAUAUGUCGCUGAUGCGGGAACAGAUGAUGAAGCUGAAGAUCAAGUAUAUGACAUUUGGGGGAAGGAGGAUUCCUCGUCAGAAGAGGAAGACAGCCAGCAGGAAGGCUCUGAUGAUGAAGUGGAAGCUGAUUGUGGUUUUCCGCCCCCAGAUGAUAUCAAAUUGUUCUACAAUGAGGUUGUUGAAAGCUUGCAGCGUGGAAUGGAAGAGAAAGUGAAAUGUGACAACCUCAUUUUGGAAAUCAAUUCGUCUAGGUAUGCCUAUAACAUCACCAUGAAAGGUGUAAUCACUGUGGUGUCGAGGGUGGUGGUUGAACUACCCUUGUUGGCUGCAAAAGAAGUAUCCUCGGCAGACUAUCUCCAACAGCUGAAAAAGUGCGUACAGCAUUUCAUUCCACUCCUGAAGAACUACGUCAAAGGCCUGGAGGCACAACGGGACUGCCUCAGUGGCUUUGAGGAAUGCAUGCUGCAUAACCUGCAACACAUGUCAUCUCUAAAGAAUGUGUUACAGUGGCUGUAUAGUAAAGACAUUUUAAGCGAGGACGCAAUCGUGGAGUGGUACAACAGCCAUGAUGCAGCUGCUUCUACAGAGCAAGGAACUGUUAGAAAAGCAGUGGCAGAGUUUGUUGAGUGGCUUCAAGAUGCUGAAGAAGAAAGCGAUUAACGUCCGUAGCAGUGACACCAUUUUGUAUGGUGUACUAAAAAAAUGCGAAUUAUAAUAUUUAUAACAUGCUA